CAAAUAUUCGACAUAUACGAUUCUUUCACUCAUAUCUACGACAACGAUACGAUGCGAUAUAACUCUCGUUCAGUAUCCCGCUAAACUGUUGCAAGGAAAGAAGCUUUCUUGUGAUUUACCAAUCUUCUAUCAGUUGAAGAGAUAUGAAGGCCAGGAGAACGGAAGAUUCCGAAAUGCAAUCGCGACAGUAAAAAUAAAAAUUAUUGUGGGAACUUUUCUUGUCAAUGAACUCAGUCGAAAAUUAGUGUAUAUUCUGACCUUUAAAAAAUUCAAAAAAAGUUUGAAAGUUUUCAUUUAAAAUUAUUAAAAAAAUUAUAAAAAAGAACUCAUCUAAAGAAGUUCAAAUAUGAAUAGAGGAAGACACAAGAAAAUAUUAAUUUUAAUUGCAAUCUGCUUGGUAGCAGUAUUUGCGGAACCUGAUCCUUUAGACGAACUUUUUUAUAGUCGAUUUUCAAAAAAUCGUGAUGAAGAUAAAUGCUAUGAUGACAAUGGAAGACCACAGAGGUGUAUACCACCUUUUGAAAAUGCAGCAUUUAAUGUUCUUAUGGAGGCAACAAAUACAUGUGGCCAAGAUCGACAAACAGAAUUUUGUAAACAAACUGGUGUCCAAAGAAAGUCCUGCGAAAUUUGUCGAUAUGGAGAUCAUUUAGCUUCAUUUCUUACCGAUUAUGAUAAUAAUGACAAUGCAACUUGGUGGCAAUCAGAAACAAUGUAUGAGGGAAUUCAAUAUCCGAAUCAAGUUAAUCUCACAUUACCAUUGGGCAAGACGUUCGAUAUAACAUAUGUUAGAGUGCUUUUUGAGUCUCCACGUCCAGAAAGUUGGGGUAUCUAUAAGAGAAAAAAUGAAAAUUCGCCAUGGGAACCUUAUCAAUUUUAUUCUGCGAGUUGUAGAGAUAUGUAUGAUUUACCGGAUUCAAAGGAAACAGUACGAGGUGAUGAUACCAGAGUAUUAUGUACUUCUAUCUAUUCCGAUAUAUCACCUUUAACGAAAGGUGCUGUCGCAUAUUCUACUUUAGAAGGACGACCUUCGGCAUAUAAUUUUGAAUCUAACACAGCAUUGCAGGAAUGGGUGCAAGCGACAGAUUUAAGAAUCACGUUGGAUAAAAUGAACACUUUUGGUGACGAAGUUUUUGGCGAUGAUCAGGUAUUAAAAUCCUACUACUAUGCGAUCGCUGACGUUGCUGUUGGAGCACGUUGUGCUUGCAAUGGUCACGCUGGAGAAUGUGUAAACAGUACUAGUGUAGAUGGAAAAACUCGUAGAGUAUGUAGAUGUGAACAUAAUACUGCAGGUCCAGAUUGCAACGAGUGUAUGCCCUUUUUCAAUGAUGCACCUUGGGGACGUGCCACUACUAAAGAUGCGCACGAAUGUAAACCUUGUAAUUGCAAUGGUUAUUCAGAAAGAUGCUUUUUUGAUAAAGAACUAUAUAAGCUCACUGGUCAUGGUGGACAUUGUUUAGAUUGUCGAGCUAAUCGUGAUGGUGCGAAUUGCGAACGUUGUCGAGAAAAUUUCUAUCAGCGUCCUGAAGAUAAUUAUUGUGUUGCUUGUAAUUGCAAUGAAAUCGGUUCAAGAAGUUUACAAUGUAACAGUGAAGGAAAAUGUCAAUGUAAACCUGGUGUAACAGGUGAUAAAUGCGAUCAUUGCGCAGCGAAUUAUUAUAACUUUGGUUCAUAUGGUUGCAAUUCUUGUGAAUGUAAUACAGCAGGUUCUCUUACAAACACACCAAAUUGUGAUCCUAUCAGUGGUGUUUGCACAUGUAAAGAAAAUGUUGAAGGAAAAAGAUGUCGAGUAUGUAAACCAGGAUUUUUCAAUCUUGCAAUGGAUAAUAAAUUUGGUUGUACACCAUGUUUUUGUUAUGGUCAUUCUUCAGUAUGUAAACCAGCAAGUGGUUAUUCUAAAGUUGUAAUAGAAAGUAUGUUUGUGAGAGGAGCUGAACGAUGGAAAGCUACUGUAGCUGGUAAUCCAAUAAGACUUCAAUAUGAUCCUCUUACUCAAACAAUAUCUGCUACAGCAUUAGAUCGAGACAAUGUUUAUUUUGUUGCACCUGAUAGAUUUCUUGGUGAUCAACGAGCCUCUUACAAUCAAGAUUUGUCGUUUACUUUGAGAAUUGGAGAGGCUGGUCCUGCACCUACUGUUCGUGAUGUUAUAUUUGAAGGAGGCAAUGGAGAACAAAUUACACAACCAAUUUUUGGACAAAACAAUCAUUUACCUUCAGUGACACCAUAUGAAUACCGUUUUAAAUUGCAUGAACAUCCUAAUUAUGGUUGGGAACCUCGUCUUUCUUCUCGAGCUUUUAUGUCUAUUUUAUCAAACUUAACAGCUAUUAAAAUUCGUGGAACCUAUACACAUCAAGGUCGAGGAUUCUUAGAUGAUGUCAAACUGGAAACAGCACUUCGAGGUGCUGCAGGUGAAAGUGCUGAUUGGGUGGAACAUUGUGAUUGUCCUCAUGGUUAUGUGGGCCAAUUUUGUGAAUCUUGUGCUCCUGGAUUUCAUCAUGAUCCGCCAAAUGGUGGUCCUUUUGCCCUUUGUAUUCCUUGUAAUUGCAAUAAUCAUGCAGAUAUUUGCGAAGCUGAAACUGGACAAUGCAUUUGUGAACAUAAUACGGCCGGUAGUAAUUGUGAAUUAUGUAAACGAGGAUAUUAUGGCCAUCCGUUAAAGGGUACACCCGAUGAUUGUAAAUCAUGUCCGUGUCCCGAUAAUGGACCUUGUAUAUUACUUGGCAAUAAUCCAGAUCCAAUUUGUUCUGAAUGUCCAUUGGGUAGAACAGGACCUAGAUGUGAAACAUGUUCGGAUGGAUACUUUGGAAAUCCUGAAAAAGGUAUAGCUUGCAGACCUUGUGAUUGCAACAACAAUAUCGAUUUAAACGCUGUAAGAAAUUGUAAUCAUGAAACUGGUGAAUGUUUGAAAUGUGUAAAUAACACGGCUGGUUUUCAUUGUGAAGAAUGUCUUUCAGGAUAUUAUGGAGAUGCAUUAUCUGAUCGUAAAGAAGAUGGAUGUAAGUUAUGCCAAUGUUAUCCACCAGGUACAAUUGAACUCAAUGAUGGUAGAGUAGCACCUUGCGAACAAUUAACAGGUCAUUGUACUUGCAAAUCUCAUGUGAUUGGUCGAAAUUGUGAUAAAUGUGAAGAAGGAUAUUAUCAUAUAUUAAGUGGAGAGGGAUGCACGCCUUGCAAUUGUGAUACUGAAGGAUCUUAUAAUCGUACUUGUAAUCCUGUUACUGGUCAAUGUGAAUGUAGACCUGGGAUUACUGGACAACAUUGUGAUGCGUGCGUUCCUUAUCAAUAUGGAUUUAGUAGAGAAGGCUGCAAACCUUGUGAUUGUGAUAGUAUUGGUUCUCAAGAUCUGCAAUGUGAUGCCAGUGGACAGUGUCUAUGUUUACCAAAUGUAGAAGGAAGACGUUGUGAUCGUUGUAAAGAAAAUAAACACAACAGACAAAAUGGAUGUGUCGAUUGUCCUGAUUGUUACAAUCUUGUUCAAGCUGCUGCUAAUAAUCACAGAAUACGUUUAACUGAACUAGAAAAUACACUCAAAAAGAUUAACAGUAGUCCAACAGUUAUAAAAGAUUCAGAUUUUGAAAAAGAAUUAAAAAAUAUUCAGGAUAAAGUAAAGAAUCUUUUACAAAUCGCAAAACAAGGAUCAGGUAGUGAAAAUAAAACUUUGGUGGAACAACUUGAUGAAUUGCGCGACCAAUUAAAUGAAAUUAGUGAAAUCUCUCAAACUGUAAAUUUAACUGCUUCUGAUGCAUAUAAAACUACUUUGGAAGGUUUAAUGAAUAUUGAUGAAGCAGAAAAAGUGCUUGAUAAAAUACAUGCUCAAUUAACUGAAACAGAAGAUUAUUUAGCUACAGAUGGAGCAACUGCAUUAACAAAAGCGAAAUUACGCGCAGAACAAGUUGGUCAAGGAAAUAAACAAAUGACUUCAAUUGCACAAGAAGCGCGUGUAUUAGCAGAUUUAAAUGUUAAUGAAGCAAAAAAAAUACAUGCACUAGCAGAACGAGCUCGAAAUACAACAAUAGAAGCUUACACUCUUGCAAAGAAAGCUAUAGGAAAAUACACUAAUAUAACUGAUGAUAUUAGAGGAUUGGAAAAUAAAUUAGAAUUACUAGAGCAUCGUAUGAAUGAGGUGAAAAAUCUUACCAACAUAGCAGCUACUAAAUCAUCCACUGUUUCACAAGAAGCAAUAGAUCUAUUGAUUCUCGAUUUAGCACUUCCACCUGUUGACAUCGAGCAAUUAAGAAAUCAAAUUGAAGAUGUGAAUAAUGAAGGAUUGCGAUUGAAAGAACAAGCACAAUUAUUAUUAGAUCAAAAUGAAAAUCUUAUAAAUGAAAUGGCACAAAAAGUAAUAAAAAGUGAAGAGUUAAUAGAACGAGCGCAGGAUCAACAAGCAGCUACGGCCGAACUUUUGGCUGAAUUAGAUGGCGCAAAUGAAAAAGCAGAUGAUGCUGUAAAACGAGGAGAUCAAACUUUGAAAGAAGCUCAGGAAACAUUAAAAAAAUUAGGCGAAUUUCAUGCUGAAGUAGAGCGCGAACGUAUUAAAGCUCAAAAUGCUUUAAAAGAUAUUAAAAAUAUCGAAGAAUUAAUCAUAAAUGCUACAAAUCAAGCUUUACAAGCUGAAAAAAUUAAUGGUUCUGAAAAUAAUGCUGAAUAUGCACGCAAAAUAGCACAAGAUUCUCAAAGAUAUGCAGAAGAAGCUAGUGCAAAAGCAAACAACAUUAGAACUGAAGCGAAUAAAAUUAAAAUAGAAGCAGUUCGCGUAGGAAAUGAAGCUGAAAAAUUACAUCAAAGGGUAGAUAGUACAGAUUCUAUGAUGAAACAACAUGAAAAUCAAAGUGAUCAAGAUACAAAUAUUACAACUGAAGCAAAUCAUAAAGUUGGUUUAGCUAAGAUUAAUGUAACGUUAGCAUCACAGCAAGUUGAUAAAGCUCUAAGUGAAGUAAUUGAAAUAAUAAAAGAAUUAGAAAAUCUACCGGAAAUUGAUAAUGCUGAUUUAAAUCGAUUAGAAGAACGCUUAGCUGCAGCUGAAAAGGAAAUUGCAGCUGCAAAUCUAGAUCAAAGAAUUCGUACAUUAACCGAUGCAAAAAAUUUACAAACACAAUGGGUAAAGAAUUAUGAAGAUGAAGUUAGUAGAUUAAGAAUGGAAGUUGAAAACAUUGAUGAAAUAAGAAAAGUUUUGCCUGUUGAUUGUCAAAAACGUUUACGACUUGAACCGUGAAAAACAUUUUUAAACUUGUAUAAUAUUUAAAAGUAAAACUUCAUAAUGCUACAGUGCCUUACAUGCAUUGAAGAAAGAAAUAAGAUUUAAAA
Messenger RNA from Apis florea (little honeybee), 5301 nucleotides. It is a transcript of the gene LanB2, whose product is annotated as laminin subunit gamma-1. The record is from RefSeq and is a predicted model, not a curated record. NCBI's taxonomy places the organism in Eukaryota, Metazoa, Arthropoda, Insecta, Hymenoptera, Apidae. Gene Ontology annotation, biological process: tissue development; animal organ morphogenesis.